This is a messenger RNA of Lentinula edodes (shiitake mushroom), 747 nucleotides long. RefSeq lists its product as uncharacterized. Bases 1 to 747 code for a protein of 248 amino acids. The transcript is spliced from 4 exons. NCBI's taxonomy places the organism in Eukaryota, Fungi, Basidiomycota, Agaricomycetes, Agaricales, Omphalotaceae. The record is from RefSeq and is a predicted model, not a curated record.
AUGGCUUCUCACCGUCGUUCAAAUUCUCAAACAAAUUCAAAGAGACCAUCUGAUGGCGACAAUGGUCAGGCAUCAAAACAACACAAACCUCAAGAUGACCUGAGUGAAAAUCUUCUUACUGAAAUGCGGACUAGAACUCGUCAUAUUCCGACAUUAAAACAAGCAGAAAAUGAUGACCGUAGUCAGACAAAGGAGCUCGAGAAAUUACAGAGGGAGUUGAAGAAAAUACAGAAAGAAAACCAGACGUACAAACAAAACCUCAAUGAGGCCCGCGAAAGGGAAAAAGCUCUCGAACACCGCCGGAGCAACUAUGAGGAUGAUUGCUAUGAACAACAUGGCCGCUCAGCACCCGAAAGUGAAGACGAAGAUGACCUUGGAACUGGUAAUGAGCUAGACUUCAGAUACACUGGAGCUGGUUCCGGUCUUGGCUCUCCAAAGACCUUAUUUCCGAGUUCGGUCCGUACGGUCAAUGUUGUUCUCCAAUCACCUCCGGCUAUCCCUCGCAAGUCUGUCCUCAAGGCCCCAGUCUCUAUUCAUCCUGAUCAACCUUCAUGGCCACCCCUUACACCUCCUAACGCUCAACAAGAGCCUUUGGUAGUACACACUCCUUCCACUAUAGGCUGUAUACAACCUCCAAUGCUUAUGCCAAAGCCACUUUCCCCAUGUCAUGCUCAGCCACCGGUUGAUCCCAUCGAACCACCGCGGCUUGAGGGAGAGAGUGACAUUGAGCUUCGCAAACUUGCUUGA